AUGGUCGUUCACUCCCUCGUUCGUCGGGGCGUGGAGAUGGCCUCGGACCAUUUCUCUAAGAAUCCCGACCAGCAGCAGCCGGAUAUCCAAGUCUCGACAUGGCUGUUGGUUCUCUGUGCUUUUACUUCGCUGGCCUUUGUGCUGGCGAUGUGGUCGGUCGACUACACCUAUGGAUCCGUCGUUGCGACUCUCGCUGCCGUCGAAGAUACCAACCCUGACCUCUAUGUCCGUCUCGAUGCCGACUACGACCCCUCCAAGCCCGACAGCAUCGACCCCAUUGCAAAGGAUGUCGAUGGCGCCCCCAAGCCCAUCACCAGCAAGCUGCGUACCACCAUCUCCCACCUCCGCGCCCGUGCCGGCCGCUGGUCCCGAUUCCGCGGUUUCGCCAUGUACAUGACAUACGGUAUUGCGCGGGGAUCCUUGUUUAUGAUCCUGCCGGUCGGAUCGGACCAGUUCUGUGGACAGUUUGCUAUCCAGACGGUUCUGGCCGUGCUGUUGGCCAACCUGCAGAUGGCGUGGGUGCACAUUGUCGUCUCGAAGCCUUCGAGCAAGCGUUUCUACCAGCGGAUCCCCGGGUUCAAGAGCUGGGUGCAGAUCGCGCCCGUCGCUGCGUUUGAGAAUAUCGUGGUGGGCCUUGCGUUCUUCCUGCCGCUGUUGAUGGCUAAGGCGUUUGGUGGCUGGGAUUCGGCUAUGGAGGAGGUGUCAUCGACCGCGCCGCCUACCAAGGCCUUCUGCCAGAUGUGGGCGAUGACCAUGGUGCCGUCCAUCCUAUCGUACCUGGUCUCGAUCCCUGCGCAGGCCAUCUUCGUCCGUGUCGCGGCGUCGAUGCUCCCUGAGGAGGACGAGGCUAUUGUGCCAUUUGACCGCUCGUUUGGCGGUAAGGUGGUUCCUGCUAUCCUUGGUGGUAGUGGACGGUUGAGCAUCAUGGAUGCUUGGAGGACGUUUGACCGACCGGCGCGGGUUCGGUAUCUGAAGGUGAUUGGCAAGGUGCUUUUGAUGCAGGGUGCUUUGUUGAUCACGUUUACUUUGGCGCUGUUGGCGCAGUUUUCGUUGAUGGGGGUUGAGACGAUGCAGAAGGUGAUUGCUCACUCUCGGAGUGCGUAA
Messenger RNA from Aspergillus chevalieri, 1104 nucleotides. RefSeq lists its product as uncharacterized. The transcript has 2 exons. Lineage: Eukaryota; Fungi; Ascomycota; Eurotiomycetes; Eurotiales; Aspergillaceae. Bases 1 to 1104 code for a protein of 367 amino acids. The record is from RefSeq and is a predicted model, not a curated record.